AUGCCUCCAACGAUUGAGAAGGUUAGCUCCAUGCUGGGAAUCCGUCUCGACAGUAAUGUCACCAGCUUUCUGCCUGGUAGCACUGUGACGGGGUGCGUCUAUCGUCAGGCUCACAUCGUCUCCGCUGAAGCGAUUGUCAAGGUUACAACACUCGGGCGGGCAAAGACAAAGGUCGUCGCCGCACCGAGUAUCCGUGGGGUGGCCACUGUGUAUCGCGGAAGGUCCACACUCGUUGACGAAAAAGAUCAUGUCCAAACGCUAUUCCAGGGACCUCUGCACAUCCCCCCUAUCGCUUCGACGGAUGGGAUUGGGCACCAGUGGCCUUUUUCUCUUAUCAUCCCUCUCCGAACUACAGCCAUAAGUGGAUCUAACGAGCAAGGCGAGGCAGACCAACCGCCUGAACGUACCGAUCAGCAGUCUCUCCCAGCUUCUUUCACGAUGAACCGAGCAGGGUUUGGUGCUCGGGACGAAGGGUUUAUUGAAUACACCAUCAAAGCUGAACUGCAGUCGAAACGACAGGGAGCUUCUGAGACGGUCUACGCCACUUUACCAAUAAUAAUUCAGAAUAACCAUCCUGGGCCUCCUGUCACAAACUUCCAACUUACAAGGUAUCGUUUGUACGGUUGGAUAUCUUCGUAUUCGCUUCUUCCGGGCAUUAGCGCAGCAAGAUCAACCAUUUCUCAUAAAGCCAAGCUACUUUUCAGUUCCUCCAAGAUGCCUGUCUUCGCUGGUCACUUAGAAGUCGACACACCGGCCGUCAUUCAGUUGGAAAACCCAAACCCGAUGCCGAUCCGCUUGCAAUUUGUACCAGACCCAAAGGUCAUGAAGGACAGCCCAAUCGAUGGUAUACCCCAGAAGAUGCAACUCCAGGCGCUCACCAUGGAGAUUCAAACAGCGACUGAGAUCAAGUGCGGUGGCGUCGAGAGUUCGUGGGCGGCGAUCAGUCCGAAAACGAUACGCGUCUCGGUCUGGUCCUGCCUGGCUUUUGGGCCCGGCACACGGCCACUUUACAUUCCGUGCGCCGGCGACGGACCCCCUAUUGAUGUGGGCCGGAAGGUCAACCUACGUAUCGGCCGUACAGGCUUGAUGGGCAAGGCGUAUCCUCAGGGCGAUGUCCAUGCAUCAUUCUCCACACGUCACAUCAAAUAUUCCCACCGCAUCAGCUAUGAGCUCAGAGCUGUAGUUGCUGGCGAAGUGCUCAAGUUCAAGUGGGACAGCGAGGCGACAGUCCUUCCUCCGGCCAACGAUGUGCCACCUGGAGACCCAGAUUGGCUACAGACACCUGAAGGGACGCCGUAUGAAACAGACGUGGACGAAACGCCCCCUCCUGCUUUCCAGGACGCAUGGCUUCGUCCAAGGCAACAUAAUACUGUGCCCUCCGUGUCUGGAUAG
Molecule: messenger RNA, 1392 nt
Organism: Verticillium alfalfae VaMs.102
Lineage: Eukaryota; Fungi; Ascomycota; Sordariomycetes; Glomerellales; Plectosphaerellaceae
Exons: 1
Coding region: 1-1392 (463 amino acids)
Source: RefSeq, a predicted model, not a curated record